AUCAAGUUGACAAUUCCGCCCCUCGGACAUUUCGUUCCCACCAGCACGGCAGAACAGGCUAUGGAAAUCACCAUGCGAACUGCUACGCUCAACAAAUCAUGCGACCAGUGCCGCAUUCGGAAGGUUCGGUGCCUCCUACCAAGCGCUCCCACAGACAGCCCGGUAGUGUGUACGAAUUGCCAUAAACGUAAAGAAAUCUGCCAUUUUAGCGUAUUGAAUCGCAGACUGCGGACCAACAGAACAACCCGCUUAACUCCGAGCUCAGCAGACUCGGCUAGUCUUGAACCCACCAGAACGGGAAGGCUCCCCAGUUGUUUAAUUGAUCAUCUUUUACAAGAACGGUCCGCUGAACUAGAACUAUAUGAUGAAUUUUCGGUGCUCAAGGCACAUGACCGACGUGUCACUAGCUCUGGGUUGGCCUUCUUCUCAAACUAUAAAGUGGAGGGCCUGGUCCAGAGAAUAGGCAAUCCGCGGUUACGAGAAUUGGUCAACGAGGUUGAUGGAGCUUUGCGCUUCCGUCUACUGAAGAGGGCUGAUGUACAACUUGCGACAUUGCGCGGGGUGCAGUAUGAAGCUCUCGUUACAUCAGAUGAGGCUGUCGUCUACAUACAAGAAUAUCAUGUUCGGGUUCAUGCCAUGUUUCCAUUCCUUGAUUGGGAAGACUUUCAACGAAAGGCUUUGAGUCCUGACUCAUCGACACUGCUGGAAAAAUGCUCCUCGUUUGCAGCACUUUAUCAUACUGUCUUGGCUCUGGGAUGCCAAUAUCGUGGGAUGGGAUCUUUCGAACCGAAAACAGGUAAAGCAUGGGGGUUGUUCGCCGUGGCACUUGGCCAUCUCCCCGAUAUUCGACGUACAGGCGACUCUCUUACAGCCUUGCAGGCACUGAUUGCAAUGUCGAUAUUCGCAAUGAACGCAUGCUAUCUUCAAGUGAACCACACUUUACUCUCAGAGGCUACUCGACUGGCUCUAAGACUUCGCUACCACAAAUCCGCAAUUGACGAACGGCAAAGUAUUAGCCAACGGACGUUCUGGAUAAUUUUCCAGAUGGAAAAGCAUGAUAGUUUUCAAGCAAGAACGGCCUCCUUGAUAGCAGAUUACGAUGUUGGAUGCCCGAUCCCUUCCGUUCCGGAAUCUAUCUUCGGUACUUAUGACUGGUUCUACUCCUCCAUCCGGUUUGCUCGGUUGCUCUCUAUCGCUUACGAGCUUCUUUUUUCAUUGACGGCUUCAUCAAAGCCCGCGCCGUCGCAGUUGUUGGUUGUCGAUCAAGUCCAGACUAGUCUUGAGCAAUGGCGGCAAUCUGUACCAAUUCAGUUCCGACCGCAAGAAGCGGUACAUAUACCGAGCUUCACGGAUCCUAAGACUAAACAAGCCGCCUUGUCAACACACUAUUACUACUAUCAUCUUUUGAUGGCUUUAGAGCGACUGACAUUGCACCUCGAAGAAGGACGCGGCACUAGACAGCAAACAAGCCAACGUAAGCUCAUGAAAGCGGCUCAAGCUGUGAUUGAGCUUACACGAUUCAUUGAGAUCGAACCAUACACCCCAGUCUUUAUCCUUGCUAUCAUGCCGUUAUCCUCCCUAUUUAUUCUGUUCGACUUUGUCAUUCACAACCCUCGCCACCCUGACACCCGAGCCAAUAUUGUUUUGUUAGAUGUUGUUUCGGGCCACUUCAGCCUUCUUGAACAUACUUCUAACGGACUAUUGCCUGGAAGUCAUCUGAGCGAAUUUGUCUACAUUGCGAAACAGUACUUGCAGAACCUGCCAGAGUCAGCGGCCGAUGGAAUGAGCAUUCACGAAGAGAACAGGGAGGAUUGGUCAGGAAGUAACAACAAUAUGCAAAGGGUUUCCGAUGCUCAGGCCCGCAACAACGAUCUCAACGAGAUGCGCAUAAGAACACCAGAGAACAACAUGAGCAGCGAAACUCUCCAUUCCUCACCGCUCGACCGUUCUGCAGAGUCAACUUCUUUCGGACCCAUGGCCGGAAUGGACUUUGGGUCGCUUUUUAACUGGUCGGUAUCCGACACCGAUGGGUUCAAUGAAUAUACUUUUGAGCAGCUGCUAGAAGACAGCCUCCAUCAAUAAGUCAUCACACCACACCACUACCUCUGCUCACAAUUGAGACCAGGCAGGGAUAAAUACAAUCACACAAGCAAUUUGUUACAAAGUUUCAGUUGCUUUGCUUCUGCUUGCAUCAAGAUCACUCUCAUGAUACUUAAGCAAAGAUGUGUGGCGCUCCCGAACCACAUCGUCUGCUUCUAGGGCUAACAGUGUCCGUGCAAUAUAUAGCCCUUGUAGCAGAGUCAGAUAUCCAUGAGAAACUAUAUCGAGUUUAAAGCCCAAUUCUUAACAGGUCCGAAUGCGUUCUAGCAUUUCUCUAAUGACUAGAAUAUGAUACUAAAAGUGAAUAGCUAUAUUAAUAGCUCAUAUUAAAUAAGGUCUAAAGUAAGAAAUAGC
Messenger RNA from Truncatella angustata, 2454 nucleotides. RefSeq lists its product as uncharacterized. Gene Ontology annotation, biological process: DNA-templated transcription; regulation of DNA-templated transcription. Bases 61 to 2082 code for a protein of 673 amino acids. The record is from RefSeq and is a predicted model, not a curated record. Gene Ontology annotation, molecular function: zinc ion binding; DNA binding; DNA-binding transcription factor activity, RNA polymerase II-specific. NCBI's taxonomy places the organism in Eukaryota, Fungi, Ascomycota, Sordariomycetes, Amphisphaeriales, Sporocadaceae. The transcript is spliced from 12 exons.